AUGGCUGCUAGUCGAUUAAAUUCAUCACUAAACUUGAUUUCUCUACCAGAGGUAGAACAGUUGUCAUCUCGUGUUGUUAGAGUUCUUGGUCUCAAUCCUGGUAAUUUUACACUCCAAGGAACCAAUACAUAUUUAGUAGGACAGGGACACAGCGUUAUUCUUAUUGAUACUGGUCAAGAAAACAAGCCAGAAUAUGUGUCCUUGUUAAAGGAGACGCUGUCCAAAUUAAAAGCACGAAUUCAACAUAUUCUAAUAACACAUUGGCAUUUAGACCACACUGGUGGUGUCAAGGAAGUGUGUCAAAUGCAAAUUGCAUUAGGUAACUUUAAUAUAUCAAAAUUUCCUCGUCAGUCAUCUCUCGAAGAUCCCAUCACCUCUUGUCCUUAUCCUUAUUCCCAUCUAUCUAAUGGUGACAUCCUGCGUACUGAGGGUGCUGCUCUUCGUGUUAUAGCUACCCCUGGACACACUGAUGAUCAUAUUGCUCUUUUUUUAGAAGAAGAAAAUGCUAUUUUUAGUGGAGACUGCAUAUUAGGACAAGGAACUGCUGUAUUUACGGAUUUAAAAGAUUACAUGACCUCGCUGGAGAAAAUAAAGUCAUUAAAUCCUAGUAUUAUCUAUCCUGGUCAUGCUGUAUUAAGUGAUGCCAUGACAACCAUUACUGGGUACAUAGAACAUAGAAUGGAAAGAGAGAGACAGGAUGUAUCAGAGUCAUUGUGGAAAGCAGCUGCAAAUAAUGUAAUGUUACAUCUUUAUAAGCUGUCCAAAGAGAACCAAGCUAAUCUGCAGUUUAACUGUAAAAUAAAGGAGUGA
This is a messenger RNA of Gigantopelta aegis, 810 nucleotides long. Its product is annotated as endoribonuclease LACTB2-like. Gene Ontology annotation, cellular component: mitochondrial matrix. Gene Ontology annotation, molecular function: RNA endonuclease activity; single-stranded RNA binding. NCBI's taxonomy places the organism in Eukaryota, Metazoa, Mollusca, Gastropoda, Neomphalida, Peltospiridae. The record is from RefSeq and is a predicted model, not a curated record.